CCCUGGAUUGUAGCAGAUAGAGAGAGCAGCCCUCCUGCAGCCUGUUAGCCCAACACCAUGGAUGUCAAGCUGCUGGCUCUGAUGGCUCUGCUGGCCGUGGCCACGCAUGCACCAGCCUCCAACGCAAAGCCCAUCAGUCUGGUAGAGCGCUGCUGGUGUCGUUCCACCCUCAACACGGUUCCUCAACGCUCCAUCAAAGAGCUCAAGUUCCUCCACACGCCCAACUGCCCCUUCCAAGUCAUUGCCAAGCUGAAGAGCAACAGGGAAGUUUGCAUCAACCCAGAGACCAAGUGGCUGCAGCAGUACUUAAAGAACGCCAUUAACAAGGUGAAGAAAAACAGAAGACGCAACAACAAGAGAAACUAAACACGAGGGAAGACAUAUCUGUCGUCAGACCUGGCGUCUCCGGGUCGAACCUGUAUACCUCCCUGUCACUGCUAUGGAUGUAUGUAAACACGCUGUAUGUACCUGUCCACCUCUCUGGACCGCUUGCAGAACCAGCACUUCACCGCCAAACCGUGCCAUCCCCGCGCCACCGCCCAUCCCUCUGGACACCCACACAGCUCACCCCCAGCUCUCCAUGUUAGCACCAAGUGCAAUUAUAGCUUUGUGUUUGUGUGUGUGUGUGUGUGUGUGCAUGGACGUGCAUUUGUCACGUUGUGAGUUAAUCAGUUUACACAGUCACAUUGUGGGGACUUGCCUUCCUUCUGGGGACAAAACAUAAUGUCCCCAUAUGUUAAUCAUUAAAUUUUAGACUUGGGUUAAGGUUAGGUGAAGGUAAAGGUCAGGGUUAGGGUUCGGCAAGUAGUGGUUAUAGUUAUGGUUUGAGUAAGUCUCCAGGAAAUGAAUGUAAGUUGAUGUAAUUUCCCCAUAAAUGAAGGAAACACGACUGUGUGUGUGUGUAUGUGUGUGUCUGAAUGUGCUCCACAUGAAACAACUCUGACUGACUGUGUGUGUGUGUGUGUGUGUGUGUGUGUGUGUGUGUGUGUGUGUUUCAUACUCUCUGACUUCACGCAGCCAUAAAGGAACAGUUUGAGCUUUUCUCCCACUCGAGGCUUUGUAGGUAACGCUACCUUCACUUCAGAUUAACUCUAAACAUGAGCUGCUGAAACAUUCACACAAGCCUCCAAAUGUGGCAUCAUUCACAAAUGAUCUGUCACACUUACAGCAGCACACUUCCUUAAACUUGAGUGAAUUCAAUAUUUGGGAUGGGGGUGUUCCAGACUUUAAUGUGAAGACUUCUGAUGUGAGGUGAAUUUGGCAUUACUCCAGGGGCAGACACAGAGAGGCUGGCCAAAGCGGUCACAUGCAGUGACUUAUCAGGGCAGGCCAUGCUUUAAGCGCAUCUUGAACUGUCUUCAAGCUUCCUGCACCAUCAGGAACAAAACAGAUGGAAGCUCACACACACUGCUAAGAAACAAGCACUGAUCUCAUGGUGCUAUAUAUUCACUACAAAGGGCCAGAGCCAUCGACAUCGUUAGAUUUCACUGUUUACUUUAUGCAAGAUUUAAGAUGGGAUGCUGUGACCCUCAUGUAUUUAAUGAAACACACUUAUGUUUUUGCCAGUCAUGGAAUACUUAAAGCGCUGUCGUUAGAGUCUGAUAUGAGAGAUGAAAUGGAAAGUUAAGGUUAAGCUAAGGCCAUGCUGUACUGAUAAAGACUAUAAAGAAGAGGAAUACAACACUUAUCAAUGCAGCUUUUUUUAGUGAUUGAACAUAUCAGUAAAGAGAGACCAAAUAUUUAUACAGUAAAACAUGCAACAUGAAGAAACCUCAAAAAGCAUGACUUUUAAUUUCAUUUAUUGUUCGAAAACGAUCAUCAUAAUUCUCAUUUUUACAUCAAAGGGACUGUAGGGAAAUGUACAUCAUGCAUAUCAACUGAUCUGCAGUAUUUUCAUACCAACACCUGUCCUUGGGAGGAAUGAAAAGCUAAAACAAUUGACAUAUAAAACAAUGACAAAGGUCACAAAGGGAAUGUUCACGGCGGCAAAAAGAAAGUUCCUGAUUAUCCUUUUUUAUAUAUAUUUGAGCCACUUUAUUAUCAGAUGUGUCUUUAAAAUGUAAUGGUUUUAUUUUUAUAUUGUGCAUAAUCUUACUAAAUGUUUUUUUAAUGCAAUGUACAGCAGGCAGCAGAUGCUAAAUGAAGGCUAGUCCAUAAAAUGCAAGAAACAGUGUUAAACUUCAUUUUUAAGGUUUAAUGCAAUAUUUCACAUAUAUGUGACGGUUUGUUUGCGAAUAUGUUACACACAGUAUGCAACACGUUCCUUUACCAAAGGAAUAAAAUGCUAUUUUCUAUCUUUUUUCUUUUUUUUUACAAUGUGGAUAAAACAAUUCAAAUAUAGUCUUCCUGGUUUGUUGUUCUCUCCAUGCUGUUUCCUUGUCAACCAGUGUGAGAUGUAACAAAGGUGAACUGAAUAAAAAUCUGUCAAGUCCAACACACAGUGACUGAAAACAAAAGCUGCUGUCGUUGUGCUCCGUGAGUCAGGAAAGCAUUCAGAUCAGCCCACCAGCCGUCCCCGUCCAACACUCGAUUCCAUCUUUGCAGAGCUUUACUGAGGCUGAUGUACGAUGUGUCAAUAGAGUCACUGAGCCAAAGCAGAACAAAACCUUUGAGUUGAGAUCCAAGCGACCAACAUGUGCUUUCAAUCUGGACACUCCCAGCACCCCACGGACUUUCUUUUCAAUUUCACUCAACCGCUGCCAUGCAGCAGAAUUAGAGCCGUUCCUUUUUUUUUCCUCUCUGAGAUUGUAAUGGAAGUCCUGCUGCUUGUGGUCAUUGUUAUGGUCUCUUUUUUUGUUUUGGUUUACAUGGUCUAUUUGCAGAGUGCCUGAUUAUAGGUGAUAAUCACAUCAAUUUACAGCUAAUGUUGCAAUAAUCCUGUAAGUGUAAUUCAUUUCCAAUGAAUGUAAUAGAAGUUAACGGACAUUCAUUUUAUAUUAUUGGACUAAUUCUAUUAAACACAUUGCUAAAUAAGCUAAAAUGUUCAAAAUGGACUGAUAUGCAAUGAAAAAUUUACUUUCAUUGCAUCCUUUUAUUAACUGUAGAGUUACAUCUAGAAAAACAACUGUGUUGUCGCCUCUGUAAACCUUCUAAUGGAUGUGAUCAUUAUCUGACUAACAGGAAAGAGAUGUUGCAUUAGCUGUGGUGAAACUUUGUUAAUCACAUGGUUAGCAGCAUUAGUUUCAUUACUGAUCUAUGUUAAUGAAUUAGUUUUAUUAAUCAGACUUUAAGUGCUCUUCUGUUUAAUACUGUGGCCCCUGUGGCAACAUUUAAUAUUUCAGACAAAUAUGUAGACUCCUUUAUCGUCGUGCAAAUUAGAGCUUUUGCCAUUUACACAUUCAGGUUCACAUUUAUUCACCGCGAGCUUGUUAAUAAAUUAAUCAAAGUGGGUGCAUGUGUUCUACUUUGGACCCCGAGACAAUGUGAAAUAACUUUAUUUCUUUCGAGGCAGCUUCUGACACAUACUCUUCAUUUACCUGAGAUGUAUUAGAGUAUUAUCCUCUGUAUUGUCACUGUUGGUAAACCAAGAGGAGGUAUUUUAGCCAUGAUAUUCAAGCCCUAUUUUCAAUAAA
Molecule: messenger RNA, 3572 nt
Organism: Chelmon rostratus (copperband butterflyfish)
Lineage: Eukaryota; Metazoa; Chordata; Actinopteri; Chaetodontiformes; Chaetodontidae
Gene: cxcl12b
Product: chemokine (C-X-C motif) ligand 12b (stromal cell-derived factor 1)
Exons: 4
Coding region: 58-366 (102 amino acids)
Biological process (GO): axon guidance; defense response; chemotaxis
Cellular component (GO): extracellular region
Molecular function (GO): chemoattractant activity; chemokine activity
Source: RefSeq, a predicted model, not a curated record